Acyrthosiphon pisum (pea aphid) is the source of this 804-nucleotide messenger RNA. Its product is annotated as reactive oxygen species modulator 1. Gene Ontology annotation, cellular component: TIM23 mitochondrial import inner membrane translocase complex. The record is from RefSeq and is a predicted model, not a curated record. Lineage: Eukaryota; Metazoa; Arthropoda; Insecta; Hemiptera; Aphididae. Bases 117 to 362 code for a protein of 81 amino acids. The transcript is spliced from 2 exons. Gene Ontology annotation, biological process: protein insertion into mitochondrial inner membrane; protein import into mitochondrial matrix.
AAUGUAUGAUAGUGAAAAAAACUGCAUGGAAAUUUCAACAACACGACUAAGCGAGGGUCAUUUAGAUUUCUUUUACUUUCAAUACUUCCGAAACUUCCAAAUUGUAAAACGAAAAGAUGCCAGUUCCCAGUGGAAGUUUGUACGGAGGUCAAGGUAAACCAUCGUGUUACGACAGAGUAUCCACUUCAUUUAUGAUGGGAGCCACAAUCGGAAUAACUAUUGGAAUUCUAUUCGGUGGCUUAGGUGGCUUGAGAUCAGGAUACAGAGGCCGAGAGCUCGUUGGCAGUAUGGGAAAAACUAUGCUGCAGAGUGGCGGAACAUUUGGCACGUUUAUGGGUGUUGGUGCUGCCCUUAGAUGUUGAUUAAUAACUGUUUAUUUAUUAUUAGAUACAUUUCUUUUUUAAAACUUUAUUUGUGUAAAACUUAAUUUCUGAUAUAAACUACAAUAAAGAAUACAUUAUUGUUUAGUAUACAUUAGUUUUUAUACUGUAAUUGAUAAAAUAAUUUAUAUUUGGUUAAAUUGAAUAUUCAUAAAUUACAUUUACCAUAGGUUUAUAAUAAUACUACUCAUUAAUAUCCUAUUAAAGAUUUUAAAGUUAUAAGUCAGAUGAUACUAAUUUUUAAAUAAUUAAAAAGUGUAACAUUGGCACCAUUUCAUAUUUUUCAAGUCAAUGGCAACAUUUUGAAUGGCUAUUUUACAAAAACUUAAUAUUUUGUUCCUCUCACAGUUCUUUUAUUUAUAAUACGAGUAACCCCCCAACCACCUCCAUUCCCAUUGUAAUAAACAUGUUUAUUGUUUGGUAA